This is a messenger RNA of Mizuhopecten yessoensis (Yesso scallop), 2124 nucleotides long. RefSeq names its product high mobility group protein 20A-like. Gene Ontology annotation, cellular component: nucleus. Gene Ontology annotation, biological process: regulation of gene expression. NCBI's taxonomy places the organism in Eukaryota, Metazoa, Mollusca, Bivalvia, Pectinida, Pectinidae. The coding region runs from base 178 to 1200 and encodes 340 amino acids. The transcript is spliced from 11 exons. The record is from RefSeq and is a predicted model, not a curated record.
ACAGAGUUUAUUUUCCCGUUAACAAGGUCUUUACCCAAUUAAUGCAAGUGCCAACAGCUUUGGGAAGUACCCAAGUUUACCUCCAGAGGUGGAAGCAGUUGAAGCUGGAAGUAUAAUUACUAUUAAUCGACCGUUGCGUUCUCCACUCCUGUUCCAACUUUCAGUUGCCCAGUAAAGAUGAUGGACCUUGGACCCGGCUCGGGCAACACAAUGUUGUCUGGACUUCGUCUCAACUUCGAGGGGUUUGAUGAUGAUGUCUCGAAGGAGAGCCAUGAUUUAACAGUAGAUGCCUCUUUCUCUAAUCCCGAUAGUUCUUUCAUCUCGUCACAUAGCCAGGGACUGGGAGAUUUGGCACAAGUCACACAGAUAACUAGUAACGAAGCGGAUGGAACUGCACCUUUGGAGAGUGUGAAGAAGAAGGGAGGAUGGCCGAAGGGUAAGAAGAGGAAGCGAGUACGGGACACCAACGCACCAAAGCCACCUCUGACAGGUUACGUACGGUUUCUGAACGAGCGACGCGAGACGUUAAGAAAAGAAAAUCCGAGUACAACUUUCACAGACCUGCUGCGACUAUUAGGUGCUGAGUGGUCCAAACUUCCUCAACAUGAUAAACAGAGGUACCUAGACGAGGCUGAAAAGGACAAGGAGCGGUACAUGAAGGAGAUGGAGAGCUACCAAAAAACAGAAGCGUAUAAAUUGUUUCGCGAGAAAAAAAUGAAAGAAUCAUCUGGAUUCAAUAGUUCCACCCUUGAUAAUCUACACGGAGAUGAGGAACACUCGGGGACAUUUGAUAUUCCUGUCUUUACAGAGGAGUUCCUUGACCACAACAAAGCACGGGAGUCGGAGCUUCGACAGCUAAGGAAACAGACAACAGAGCUGGAGGAGCAGAACGCCAUCCUCAGUAAACACAUAGACAACAUGAAACAGGCUAUAGACAAACUGGAGGUAGAGUCGGUACAGCAGCGGAGCUCCAACAUGGCACUGCAGGGUCACCUGGACGCUCUGAGGGCCUCUCUCACCUCACACUUCUCGGCUAUCCCACUACCAGGUACUGGUGAACUUCCCACUAUUGACACUAUUGAUGCGUAUAUGGCUAAACUACACAGCCUCAUUCUGGAGUCUCCACAGGACCACGAAUCACUCAUAGCAACUGUUCGGGAUAUUCUUGGGCGACUGAACAUUGAAGGAGAUAAAUUAUGAAGGAUGGCUUAGAAACUCUUGGAUUACGUCAUCAGCUUUAACCACGGGAACUCGUCAAUGUUGUAAACUGAUAACUGUAUAGCACCGCUGAGCAAAAUACUGGGCUGCUUUUGGUAUCACGUUCCAAAUGGUUGGACCAGAGUUGUUCAUUUAUGAAGAAGGGCGGACCUCUUGAUUUGAUGUUGUUUUCUGGUGAGCCUUGGUAAAGACUUACAAGGCCUGUAUUUACAUUUACAGAUCCGUCAGGCUUUUCCCCGUGAAUAUUAUAUUUUAUAAUAGACAAAUCAGUGUGUUCAGGAUGAACAGACCCCCGUUUUAUUAGUGACUCACUUGGUUACUCUCUGUGAGAGUGAAGUGGGUCAAUAAGAAAGUUUUAGCGGUUCCAUUGAGACAGUGGAGUGACAUCACAGACAGCCAAACCAUCUUCCAUUUUGACCCUAGAUUUGAUGAUAAGUACUGGCAAUAUUAAGUUAUUUAUAUGAUCAAGCAUUUUUAAGGAUCCUGGGUGCAAUAACUUUGCAAUUUAAUGUAAUGGAUAAUUCAUAUUAUUCAAAAAUAUCAAUUAACUUAGAAAUAUUGGGGUUAUAUUUGAGUAUUAUGAAUCCCCAUCCAUGAUGUUUGUGGCUGAGUGCAAGACUAUUGUGUGUUGCUGGACAUACCUAAUUGAUCGGUCAGUCAACAAACAGGUCAAUUAAUACUGACCAUUUGAUUGGUCAGUCAGCAAACAGGUAAUACUGACCGUCUAUCAUUCUGUUAUGGGUCAAUGACUACUACACCUGAAGGUAUAGCGGUGUACAGGGACUGAGUGCUUGUAGUAACGGUGUAAAUUUGUGUAACCCAUGGUUACAGGCUAGUAGUAUCCCCAUCACACAUGUGUCCAUUAUUUAUUUUCUGACUAUUAAUAAAUCAACAGAAUACAAAAAA